Nycticebus coucang (slow loris) is the source of this 852-nucleotide messenger RNA. Its product is annotated as L-lactate dehydrogenase A-like 6B. Gene Ontology annotation, biological process: carboxylic acid metabolic process. The record is from RefSeq and is a predicted model, not a curated record. The coding region runs from base 1 to 852 and encodes 283 amino acids. Lineage: Eukaryota; Metazoa; Chordata; Mammalia; Primates; Lorisidae. The transcript is spliced from 2 exons. Gene Ontology annotation, molecular function: oxidoreductase activity, acting on the CH-OH group of donors, NAD or NADP as acceptor.
AUGAAUGAAGACAAACUGAAGGGUGAGACAAUGGAUCUUCAGCAUGGCAGCUGUUUCGUGAAAAUGCCAAAUAUUACUAGCAGCAAAGAUUACCUUAUCACGGCCAAUUCCAACGUAGUGAUAAUCACCACAGGUGCACGCCAAGAAAAGGGAGAAACGUGCCUUAAUUUAGUCCCGAGAAAUGGGAGCAUCUUCAAAUUAAUGAUUUCUAGUAUUGCACAGUACAGCCCUCUCUGCAAACUGAUUAUUGUUUCCAACCCAGUGGGUAUCUUAACUUAUGUAGCCUGGAAGUUGAGUUCUUUUCCAAAAAACCGUGUUAUGAGAAGUGGCUGUAGUCUGGAUACUUCUCAUUUUCGUUUUUUCAUUGGGCAGAAGCUUGGCAUCCACUCUGAAAGCUGUCAUGGAUGGGUCCUGGAAGAGCAUGGGGACUCAAGUGUUCCUCUGUGGAGUAGAGUGAACAUCACUGGUGUCCCUUUAAAGGAUCUGAACUCUGAUAUAGGAACUGAUAAAGAUCCUGAGCAAUGGGAAAAUAUCCACAAAGAAGUGAUUGUGGUGAUUGCCAGUGCCUAUGAGAUUAUUAAAAUGAAAGGUUACACCAAUUGGGGGAUUGGCCUAUCCGUAGCUGAUUUAACAGAAAGUGUUUUGAAGAAUCUUAGGAGAACACAUCCGGUUUCCACCAUAAUUAAGGGCCUCUAUGGAAUAGAUGAAGAAGUAUUCAUCAGUGUUCCUUGUAUCCUGGGAGCAAAUGGUAUUACAGACCUUAUAAAGAUUAAGCUGACAUCUGAAGAGGAAGCCCAUCUAAAGAAGAGCGCAAAAACGUUUUGGGAAAUUCCGAAGGACCUUAAGCUUUAA